AUGGCAAACUUUAAAUAUAAACUCAUUUCAAAAAUCUUAGCUGACAAACUAUCUACUAUUUUUUCCUCUAAUAUUAUUUCAACAGAGCAAAAAGGUUUCAUUGCUGGUAGGAACAUUAAAGAUGGAAUAUGCCUAACUUCUGAGGCUAUAAAUCUUCUAGGCAAUAAAAGUUUCAGUGGAAAUGUAGCUCUUAAAAUUGACAUUUCUAAAGUUUUUGACUAUCUUAAUUGGGAUUUCAUUCUCAAAACUCUAAAUGCUUUUGGCUUUAGUCAUAAAUUCUGCUCUUGGAUACACACUAUUCUCAACUUUGCUAAUAUUUCUAUUUGUUUCAAAUUUCAAUGGGGGGAUACAAAGUCUCUAACUGUAAUUUCCAUACUUCUGAAGGAAUAUGCACAAUGUUCUGGGCAGAUUUGCAACUCAACAAAGUCUAUUAUCUAUGCAGGGGGCAUGUCUCUGAAAAGACACUGUAGGCUUGCAGAUAUCAUAGGCUUUACUAAAGCUUUUCCUCCUUUUAUUUGUCUAGGAGUUCCCAUUUUCACUGGUAAACCUAAAGCUAAACAUUUCAAUUUUCUAGCAGAUAACAUCAAGAUUAAACUGGCUACAUGGAAAGCAAAAUUGUUGUCUAUGGCGGGUAGGGUCAUGAUGGUCAAGACUGUGAUACACAGUAUGAUGGUGCACUGCAUCACCAUUUACAACUGGCCAACAAGUAUCAUCAAAAGCAGUGACAAAUGGAUGAGAAAUUUCAUUUGGAGUGGCAAUGUGAAAAAAAAGCUUAUUACAAACCAAUCCUGGGCUACUGUUCUAGCAGCAAGGGUGAAAAGAGCCAACAAAAUUAUCAAGUACUCCAUCAAGUCCUCUCUUUGGAAAGGCUUCAAGGAUGUCUAUGACAAGCUUGCUUUACAUAGUCUUCUAUCCUUCAUCUCUUCCUUCUCUGUGGCUGAAUUGGAUUUUGAGGAUGCUUUGGUUUGGAGGAAUGUGGAAUGUGGAAUGCUUUCCAUUAAACAUGCCUACAACAUGAUCACUAAGACUUCAUGGACAGAGAAAUGGUCUCACUUCCCCUGGGACAAAGACUCAGCUCUAGGACACCCUAUGCUCGUGUGGAAAAUCUUGCACAAUCGCGUAUCCACUGAUGAAAAUAUAACUCUAUGUGGUUUAUCUUUUCCUUCUACCUGCUCUCUUUGCCAAGAAGCUGCUGAAACAGCUACCUAUAUGUUCUUCUCGUGCAAAUUUGCAAUGAAAUUUGGCUUUGGCUUUGUGGGAGGCUUCAAUUGUCUUACCCAAUCAACAACAUGGCAGACUGCCUCAAGAUAUUAG
Messenger RNA from Vicia villosa (hairy vetch), 1314 nucleotides. RefSeq lists its product as uncharacterized. Lineage: Eukaryota; Viridiplantae; Streptophyta; Magnoliopsida; Fabales; Fabaceae. The transcript has 4 exons. The record is from RefSeq and is a predicted model, not a curated record. The coding region runs from base 1 to 1314 and encodes 437 amino acids.